Lampris incognitus (smalleye Pacific opah) is the source of this 1478-nucleotide messenger RNA. It is a transcript of the gene nicn1, whose product is annotated as nicolin 1. Gene Ontology annotation, cellular component: nucleoplasm. The record is from RefSeq and is a predicted model, not a curated record. The transcript is spliced from 7 exons. NCBI's taxonomy places the organism in Eukaryota, Metazoa, Chordata, Actinopteri, Lampriformes, Lampridae. The coding region runs from base 121 to 777 and encodes 218 amino acids.
AAUUACUCAAACUACCACUUCCCCCUUCGGCUUUAGGGGAAGACGUCCUCCUCCAAAAAGAGGCACAUAGUGAGGGAAUAUGCCAGGUCCUGAUUCUUUGCUAUAAUUCCAAGAAUCAAGAUGGAUAGGCAACUUGACAGCAUUAAGCCUGUGGCCUGUACCGUCAAACCUCCGGUAAACCUGCAGAUCGGAGACAGCAAAACAGAAACAUCUCGAUCUGGUGUCUCUGUUGUGGACAUUACCCUUCCAUUUGGAAAGACCGUCAGUAUUGAGGACAUUAGCUUUAAGAACUAUUACACAGCAUUUAUGACAAUGCGUUUGCUGAGGAGGAACCCUAAGCAGGAGGUCCCUGCCAAGUGGUGCACAGCUCUUAGAGACCUCACUCUGAUGGACAACCCACACACUGAGAGAGGCUCCCAGGACUACUUCUCCAUACAUAGGUCACAGAUGCAGGUGGUGCCAGAUCAUAUCGUAUCAGUAAGACUGAUCCUGAGGCAGCCGUCCUCUGCCUGGCUGACCUUCAACCUCGAGGACAUCAAAAUACACCCUCAUGUAGAGCCAGAACCAGAAAAAGAGGUCUCCGAUUGGCUGUCUGACCUGACACUUGUUGACCAACAUCCUGAUCUAGAGGGUCUGCCAGACCCCCAGACUGUGUCAUCCAGUAUCCAGCAAAUGUGGGCUCUGACUGAGGUGAUGCAGACCAAUCAGACCACAGCCUCCAUCGGACGCUUUGAUGUGGAUGGCUGCUAUGACAUCAACCUACUCUCCCUGACGUAGCAUGAUGAUGUCAUUCAUCUGGCUGGGCCUCGGUGUAUGGUAGCCAAGUAGCCCACGUGGUGGAGCAACCAGUGAUCUACAACUAAAUAUAUCACGUGUUUAUAUGUACAAUAAGAUGGCAUUCAAGAGAAAAGUUGCCAGGAAUAAAGAAAGAGCUAUGACUAUGAGACAUAGUAAAGCAGGGCUACAUUGAAGAUUUCUUAACGGCAGUUAACAAACUUGCCUGUUAGCAAACUUACCUGUAUCCAGUGAGAGAGAUGUUCCUCCUUGACACCUGCCUUAUCACAGUGACACUAUGUCACUUUUUACCAAGACGCAAAGUCAAAGAUCGCUAUUCCUGACAUAUAAUAAUGGCUGUUGCAAUAAUGGAUGCCAAGCCAGGGCAUGAUGACAUGAAGAACUAAGGUGGGACAGAGUAGUAUCAUCAAACUUUGAGGUAAAACGACAACAAGUUUGAUCUUGACAUGACGGCAGCAUCCACACUCAAACAUCAAGUGAAUCACUUUUUGCUUCCUGGAAAUUAAAUGAAAGUAAGAUUUACAAGAAAUGUCUCUCAGAAGCCUGCUUACUGUCACAGAUGGCAUCAAAUACAGUUGUUUUCUGGUAACACUGUGCCACUGAGUAUUCUGUUCGGACAAUGGGAGCGAACUAAUCAAAGGCGUUAUUUCUGCAUAGACAGUUUUUCCGAGGACUGCUAGGGC